Molecule: messenger RNA, 1281 nt
Organism: Clupea harengus (Atlantic herring)
Lineage: Eukaryota; Metazoa; Chordata; Actinopteri; Clupeiformes; Clupeidae
Product: guanylin-like
Cellular component (GO): extracellular region
Molecular function (GO): guanylate cyclase activator activity
Source: RefSeq, a predicted model, not a curated record
GUGGCACACAUCUCUUUGACCAACGCUAACACACACACGAACGCACACUCAAACACACCGCCUGCUACCUGCAUCGCCUGCGUUGAGACAACAUGAGAGGGCUCCCUGUUUUCGCUCUGCUGAUGCUCGGCCUUCUGGGAAGCUCAUUUGCUGUGACGGUCUCGGAUGGAGGCUACAGUUUCUCCCUGGAGUCGGUGAAGGUGCUGAUGAGACUGAUGGAGAUGGAUGAGAUUGCGAUGGAAGCCCGCAUGGGCGGCCGCCCCAUCCCCCCCCACCACCCUCCCAGACGGCUGCUCUGUAGCAACCCCACCCUUCCCCAGGAGCUGAAGCCUGUGUGCCUGGAGCCCCAUUCAGACGAGAUAUUCGCCCGGUUUGUCUCUGUCCUUAUGUCCACCGACCCUUGUGAGAUCUGUGCCAAUCCAGCAUGCACCGGCUGCACGUAUUAAUCUGCCCGGCGACCUUUGACUCCCACCUACUGCAGACACCUCCGCCAUAGGAGAAGAAGAACAUAUCGCAAGCACCACACACAAUUUCCUAAAAAGCCUUUUAAGCCAGAACUCUCUGCAUAUGGGUCACUGUUAUUAUUCUUUACAGGAAAUUUUUCUUCAUGUAGCGUCUUUUAAACGCAUGGCUGUGGGAGUAAAUCCUGGGUAGGCCAAAGAGUUUCAUCUGAAUAGAGCAUUCAUCCCUGAUGAUUUCCCACAUCAGUGAGCUCUGUCUGUAUAAUAGGAGACUAUUCAGACAUUAGAUGGAGUAGUUCCUUUCUGAAUGAACCCUGAACCCUUUGAACCCUGAUUGAUUACUGAGGUUGUGUAACCUGAUAGGAGAUGGUCUGAGAUGGAACUAGAUGUGUGAAAAGCGUGGUCAGAUUUUGUGAGAAGGUGCUGGCCUCUAGUGUGGGUUUACUGCAAAUGAUACCUUUGACUUCGCGAUAACGAUUCAAAUCUUAUGAUUCACACACAGUGAUUUCCCAUGCUAAGACACUAUUUUAAUAUUUCUAACAUUUCUCAUAUUUUCUAUUCCAACAUUUAUGUAUUUUGCAACUUUUUACUUUUCAUACAGGCACUCAUGUUUUAUCUCAGAAUUGGAUUCAUACAUUUCCAUUAUAAAUCCCAUUUUGUAAAAUGGAGAGUAGACUACCUUUGUUGACUUCAGAUUGCACUGCCCUACUGCACUAACAUAUUCCUGAGAUUUGAGAAGCAUUUGUAUUUUAUUACUUUACUUAAUCCUGAGAAGCAUUUGUAUCUUAUUUCUUUGAAAUUAAAGCACAUUGUGAAAAUA